CAGCCCCUCCCCCCUCCGUCUCUUUAAGGCAACCCACGAGGCCUCAAGGGGUGGGGGGACCAUCUUUUUCUCAUGGUCCACGUAGCCCCACUUCCCCCGCAAGUUCAGAGCCCGCCUCAUGUAAACCCGAGGGCCCCCUCCCGGGCAAGACAGAGAGAGCUGGAGGAGGCUAGCUGGGGUUGGACGGGCUUUUCCUCCUCUUCCCGCCUCCCCUCUCCACCCCUCCCAACAAUGGAGGGGCUUCUCUGGCUCUGGUUUGGUCUUGGGGUAGUGGGGAGUGAGGGUUCCCCCCUUGCCACUGUGGCCUGGCACCACGACCAGGGGUUGCUGGCAGAGUUCGAUGGGAUCCUCGUGACCCAGCGGCCGGGCACAGAGCUGCCCCGGGGCACAGUAGGUAUCCGGAAGGGCAAUGCCUCCCUCCUCCUCCACCGUGUGGCUUUGGGAGACCUGGGCCUUUAUCGCUGCACCGUGAACAUGGGGGGACAGCAGGGUGAGGCCAGCAUACUGCUGGAAGCCGCAGGUACCCACCUGCAGAUCUACACAGAGCCCUCCUCCCGGGCAGCCAUCGGUUCUCCUUCGCUACUCAAGUGCCGCUUCAGCAUAGGGGAUGUCAUCGAGCUGAACUCGCUCCGCGUAAACUGGGUGGCCCCGGGGGGUUACACCGUGACCCAGUUCCCCCCGGGGCCGAAGGAAAACGAGGAGGGUCCCGGGGGAUCCUCGGCGUUAGGUGCCAUCUCCGAGGAGGAGCUGCAUUUGGGCAAUGCUUCGCUGAUCCUGAGGGUGCGGCCGGGAGACGAGGGGCCUUACACCUGCACCGUGGGCUACCGGAACGAGGAGCGGCACAGCGAGACCCUCGUCAGUGUCUUCGCUGCGCCCCACCUCUCAUUACCUUCAGUCCAAGGCUCUCUGGAGGAGAAGAUUCUCCUCCUGUGCCAGGUCCUCGGUUUCUACCCAGCGGAGGGCCUGCGGGCCCAGUGGCUGCGGGAUGAGCAGGAGCUCCCCGGAGCUCUUAUUGAGCGCCCCCGGCUUAACUCGAAUGGGACCUUCGACUUGAAGCUGACUCUUCCCUUGACCCUACAAUCCCGGGACCUGGGAGCCUCCUUUGUCUGCCGCGUGGACCAUCCUGCCCUGGAACAGCCCUUGCACCAGACUUUGCAAAUAAAGAUUCAAAAAGCAGGAGAAUGGCAGCGAGCUAAUCAGAACCCCAGUGGAACUUCUUUCGGCAUUAUCUUAAUCAUCCUCCUGGCCAUCACUCUACUAGCCAUAGCCGUAACCCACAGGUGGAGCAGAUGGAGAGAAAGGGGAGCGUCUCAAUUUCAGCUACCUCCAUUCCCAUCUCUGGACUUAGAGGUGGAGCAGAGAGAGACCCGGACGGCUGCAGAUGGGCAGGAUAGAGAGCAGCCUCUGACAAAAAUCGGGCCCCAGUUAUCUGGGAGAGCUUGGAAGAUGGAAGGACAGUUCCCAAAGGGAGAAGAAGAAUCUGAGGGAAAACCCCCGAGCGAGGAAAGAUUCAGGAGUAAUGAAGGACAGAUUGUGGGAGAAGACAGAGAGACUGAGGAACAGACUUCAGGGUGGGCCGGGCCUGAGGGACAGGAGGUGGGAGGAGAAUCCGUACAGGUGAUAGGUAACCACGGAGGAGAGCUCAAGGAUCAGGCAAUGGAGAGUAAUAGGAAAGGGACUGAAGGGCAGGGAGUGGGAGAGGGUGAAGGAGAUAAUGAGGGCCUGGCAAAGAGGGACAGUAAAGGAGGGUUAGAGGGACAGAUCACGCUGGAUAGUGGAAGUGAGACCGAGGGGCAGUUAAUGGGGGAGAAUGAAGGACCAGUGAUGGGGUGUAGUGGAGAGCGAGUGGAGGGACAGAUAACGGGAGGGGACAGAGAAGGGGACGGGGGUGGCACUGUGGAGCCUCUAGUGGGGUGUGAUCGAAGAGAUGACGGGGCACUUGAACUAGGGGAUAACAGAGGACAAAUGAAGCAUCAGAGAGCGGGAAAGGCUGGAGGAAUUGAGGGACGGGGAUUGGGGGAGGACGGAGAAGGGAAUGAGGGACCUAUAGGUGGAAGUGGAGGAGCUAUGCAACGGGCAGUGGGUGAGGAGGGAGAUGAGGGGCAGGUCUCGGGAGAGAAUGAAGGAGGGUGCAAGGAAGAGGUAGUGCGGGAGCCUGAAAGAGUCACUCUGGAACAGGAAGUUGGAGAGUCUGAGGGACAAGUGGAGAGAGAAAUGGAGGGACACAUCCUGAAGCAGGAUGGAGGAGGGACUGAAGAACAGAACGCAAAGGGAUCUGGGGAAGAGGAGGCACAGUCCACCAGUGCAGAAGGGAGGCUGGGGUAAUAUGAAGAGAAAGAGGAACAAGAAGGGAUAGAACAACUGAGGCAUAGCCCUUAAGGGAAGGGAGCGGGGGGCACCUCAGGGAACUGCUCACGGGAGAAAACGAAAGGGGAUUUCCCUCACGGGGGAAAAAGCUCCCCCUGACAUUGAAGGAAAUGGGAAAGAGGGGAAAUUAAAGAGGCCAUAAAUCAACCACUGUGAGAAGAUGGAGGUAAAGGGAAUUGGAGAGAUGGGCCAGAGGCCUUUCCUUCUAGCUGGCUACAAGUUUUAGAUGAAAAAAUAAACCUGAAUAGGUCUUGGCAUUGA
Molecule: messenger RNA, 2628 nt
Organism: Ornithorhynchus anatinus (platypus)
Lineage: Eukaryota; Metazoa; Chordata; Mammalia; Monotremata; Ornithorhynchidae
Exons: 6
Coding region: 73-2325 (750 amino acids)
Source: RefSeq, a predicted model, not a curated record